Molecule: messenger RNA, 2087 nt
Organism: Ailuropoda melanoleuca (giant panda)
Lineage: Eukaryota; Metazoa; Chordata; Mammalia; Carnivora; Ursidae
Gene: TUBB6
Product: tubulin beta 6 class V
Exons: 3
Coding region: 514-1638 (374 amino acids)
Biological process (GO): microtubule-based process
Cellular component (GO): microtubule
Molecular function (GO): GTP binding; structural constituent of cytoskeleton; GTPase activity
Source: RefSeq, a predicted model, not a curated record
GGUGGGCAGCUGGCAGGCCUAGGGUGUCGGGGCUCGACCCCUCGGUGCGGGCGCCCGAUGCGCACCCUCUGUGCGCCUCUGUCCUCGGAGCCCAGUCCUGGCCUGCGCGGCGCCCGGGAAGUGCUCGAGGAGCGGCCCGCCCGAGGAGGGGGCGUUAUAGCCAGGGACCCCCUGCCCCUCACCCCUCUCCCCACCCCAGCUGGGAGCGGCCGCCGGCGACUCAGGCGCGCCUGGAAUUCGGCAUCCGGGCCCCGCGCACCCCGCCCCGCCGGGCCAGCCCUGGCGUGAGCCGCGGGGGAGGGCGCCCUAGGCUCCGGGUUCUGACCGUCUGUUCCCCGCCUUGCCCUUCCCAAGUUUUGGGAAGUGAUCAGCGAUGAACACGGUAUCGACCCAGCCGGAGGCUACGUGGGUGACUCGGCGCUGCAACUGGAGAGAAUCAACGUCUACUACAAUGAGUCAUCCUCUCAGAAAUACGUGCCCAGGGCUGCCCUGGUGGACUUGGAGCCAGGCACCAUGGACAGUGUGCGGUCUGGGCCUUUUGGGCACCUCUUCCGGCCGGACAACUUCAUCUUCGGACAAACGGGCGCAGGCAACAACUGGGCGAAGGGGCACUACACGGAAGGGGCCGAGCUGGUGGAUUCGGUGCUCGACGUGGUGAGGAAGGAGUGUGAGCACUGCGACUGCCUGCAGGGCUUCCAGCUCACGCACUCGCUGGGCGGGGGCACGGGCUCAGGCAUGGGCACGCUGCUCAUCAGCAAGAUCCGCGAGGAGUACCCCGACAGGAUCAUGAACACCUUCAGCGUCAUGCCCUCGCCCAAGGUGUCCGACACGGUGGUGGAGCCCUACAACGCCACCCUGUCGGUGCACCAGCUGGUGGAGAACACGGACGAGACGUACUGCAUCGACAACGAGGCGCUGUACGACAUCUGCUUCCGCACGCUCAAGCUAACCACGCCCACCUACGGCGACCUCAACCACCUGGUGUCGGCCACCAUGAGUGGCGUCACCACCUCGCUGCGCUUCCCAGGCCAGCUCAACGCCGACCUGCGCAAGCUGGCCGUGAACAUGGUGCCCUUCCCGCGCCUGCACUUCUUCAUGCCCGGCUUCGCGCCGCUCACGGCCCGCGGCAGCCAGCAGUACCGCGCGCUCACCGUGCCGGAACUGACGCAGCAGAUGUUCGACGCCAAGAACAUGAUGGCCGCCUGUGACCCGCGCCACGGCCGCUACCUGACCGUGGCCACGGUCUUCCGGGGCCCCAUGUCCAUGAAGGAGGUGGACGAGCAGAUGCUGGCCAUCCAGAACAAGAACAGCAGCUACUUCGUCGAGUGGAUCCCCAACAACGUCAAGGUGGCCGUGUGCGACAUCCCGCCGCGCGGCCUCAAGAUGGCGUCCACUUUCAUCGGCAACAGCACGGCCAUCCAGGAGCUGUUCAAGCGCAUCUCGGAGCAGUUUUCCGCCAUGUUCCGGCGCAAGGCCUUCCUGCACUGGUUCACGGGCGAGGGCAUGGAUGAGAUGGAGUUCACAGAAGCAGAGAGCAACAUGAACGACCUGGUGUCAGAAUACCAGCAGUAUCAAGAAGCCACCGCCAAUGAUGGCGAGGAAGCUUUUGAAGACGACGAAGAGGAGAUCAAUGAAUAGAGGCGCAUUCCAGUCUCAGACACCACAAAUCAGAUGUUGGUUCUCUAACUCUGGAGCAUCGUGACCCUGAUGGCCACCACAUGGUGCUCUGCUCUAAAUAUGUGGGUCUAGGCCUCUCACCAAUGCAACAAAAUUGCACUACCAGUCAUCUGGAAGGAAGAGAGUACAUCGGAAUAGCAGAGAAUCGGCAGUCCUACCCAAUCAAAAGAUCCCUCCACAGAUUUUCUGUUGGAGGACUUGAAACAAUAAAGGGGCCAUCAGCGAAGGGCUAAAAGAAUUGACCUCCCCUUCUGUCAAGUGUUCAACCAUGCUGAGAAUUAGCAAGGAAGUUAGAAACAGGAGUUUUCAUCCUUUGUGAUGAAACCUGAAGCUGUGCAGUGUUGCCCUAUAUUGAAAAUGCAAUGUGGAACUUUAAAACACCUUAUUCAUAAUAAAACACUAAAACCGGU